AAAUAAACAAAAGAGGGAAAAAGACGACAACGGUUCGUACAUUCAAAAUACAGGUAGCAUACCGCCAUUGGGUAUCAGCUUCUGGCCUUUCUGCACAUCCGUACCAUUUUCUUCUCAUCUUUCCCAGUCUUCCUUCCAGCUAUGAUCAAUGCCCGACCAAAAUCCUCUCUAAAACCCUAAAACCCUUAAAAGAGCUGGGGAAAACAGACCCUUUAAAGGAUAAAAGGAAAACCCAUCUCCAAUCUGACCCCCUCUUUUUGCUUCUUUUGUUUUGUUUCUGGGUAGGUUCUUUGGAGCCUGUGUGAUUGGAGAUUAGAAAUGGCUUUAGCUGUGGAAAACGGGAGAGUGGGAAGCUUAGUUUGGGUUCUGAGGAAGAACGGAAGAUGGUGGCCAGGCAAAAUCGAAGCUUCUUCCAAUUCCAAGGUUGCUGUCAAACUUCUUGGCAAACAAAAUGGCUAUGUGGAGUGGGUCAACUUGGCGAGUUCGAAGCGAGUCAAAGCAUUUCGGUCUGUUGAGUUUGAUGACUUCAUUAGAAGUGCUGAAUUAUCGAACACUGCCAACUACAGAAAGAAUGCAAAAUAUCCAAACCGGGAAGAUGCUAUUCUUCAUGCGCUUUCACUUGAACAGCAAGAGAAACAAAGAAGUCUCAAGAGACCAGGGGUAUUUAAGCAAAGUGCUCUCUGCCGAGCUAAGAGAAGUAGAUGUGCUUACUUACCAGUUGAAUCAAACAGUCAUGUCAAUCGCUCUGUUCUUCAUUCUCGGACUAUGAGAGUCUUGUCUGCUUUACGCAAAUUAGAUGAAAAUUCCCUUUAUUCCAGUCAAGGUGAAGUACAAGAUUCUUCUGAAUCAGCGGCAUCUGAUGUUUCUGAAAGCAGUUCUGAGGAUUCUGGUUUUGCAGAGAAUGGCAAACUUACAGGUAGUUACACAAAUGGGAGGAAGAGAAGAACCACAAAUGUGCAGAAGGCAGAGUGUUUCAGCAAUUCUUCAAAGUCUUCUCUUGACAACAAGUUUGCGGUUGGUGCAGAACAGAACCGGAAGUUAAAAGAAAGAUGUUACUCGCAUGAUUCAAGUGCGAGUCCUGAUACUAUGACUGAAGGAGAAAGUUCCAUGAUGUCCAGAAAACAAGCGAGCAACACAAAAGAUCAAUGGAUGCUGGAUGUUGUUUGUCUAGAGGAAAUCAGACACAAAGCUGCUAAGAAAUCUUCUAAAAACUUGGCUUUGGAGGUCGAGAACCAAUCUGAUUCCUCUUCCAAGGCAGGAGACUCUUGCUCUGAAAGCCUCUGCUGUAGUCCGGUUUACAAUGAUGACCAGAAUAUGUCCAAACCCAUGCUAGUUGAUGUACCUGUAACAGUUGAAGCAAAGUAUCGAAAUGAGCACGUCCCUCUUGUUUCUCUAAUGAGCAAACUAGGUAAGGCACCCAUCAUAGGGUACCCUGUUGAAGUAGAGGUAUUGGACAACAUUCCUGAGGAUUUGCUUCCAAGAAAGGGCAGUACCCAAAGCAUGAUUGACAAUGUUGGCACAAAGCUUCAUUUACCAAUUUGGAAAACCUCUAAAAGGACUCCUGUUUCCUACGUUGGUGAGCUCAACUCCUCUGCAACCCAAACUCCUGAAGCAGAGAAAAAUGGUGUUCUGCAAGCAGGGUCCUCCCUUCUGAAGCCACACAGGAAGGGCGAUUUUUCACUGAAAAAUGGACAUAGCAGUCAAACAAGUUUCCGAAAGAGAGGGGGAAGUAUAUCAUCACUAGCAACUAGUGUUCCCGUGAAUCUUAUUUUCAGUCAGCUCUAUUCUGCAAUCUGCACAUGAAUUAACUCACGCAUAGUUUGAUGCAAUGGUUAUAUCAAUCUGGAGAUCCUUAUGGGAGUAUUUGGAAAAUUAGUAUAUGAUCACGUACAGUUUUGCUUGCUUCAGAUGCAGGAAACUUGUCUUAUCACUGUAAUUAUCUUAGGUUACAGCACUAUGUCAUAUUUUGAGAAUGGAUGUUAGUUUAUAGAUUUUGUUCCAGCAACUAGCAAGUACUUGAAACAGCCUCACGAAUCUCCUUUUGUAUGGACAACAUUCUGAUGAAAAAAAUUACAUUAGAUAGAUGUUGGUUCAAUGCCGAAUUUUACUUGAAAAUCAUAUUCUCAUACCUUGAAGAGGCAAGGGUUUCCGUUUAGUUGUUGCUUCUCGAACUUUCAUUUCCUUGCUGCUUUGAUCAAUUUACCCACCAGGUGGCGAAAUGAGAUGUGCCAACUGCAUGCAGAUAUGCUCACAGUCUUUAGAGUUGAAACAUUCCAACCAUCUUCACAUUGGUGCCAUUAACCACACUUUGAUUGAUUGUAGUCAGCCUUUUGUUAUUGUUCUUCUGACCCGGGAUUUGGUAACCAUUUCAGCAAAGAAUUUUCUAAAGAUGUGAAAUUUCACACAGCAGUCAGAGAUCUUGGUAACAUUCUUGACCUGAACUGGACAUUUCCAGACUUGACAGCAAGCAGAUGUCAUUUAGCACUUUCCAUAUCGCCGUAAUAUGAGGAUGUUUUUCAUCUCCUACCAAAAAUUCAUGACAGAUUCCUUCCACUUCGAUGAAGCUAAAUCCUGGAUUUUUUCUAGCACCCUUUUCUCUCAUUAGACUUCUAACUGACCUUACAUCACUCCAUUUCCUUUGAUGAGCACAUAAGCUUGCUAGAAGUGUGUAACAGCCACUAUCUUUAGGAUCCAAUUGUAUAAGCUUUUCGGCUGCUAGCUUGCCCAGAUCAAGAUUUUUAUGCAGUUUACAACCAUUUAGCAAGGCACCCCAAACAGCUGCAUCUGGUUUCAUCGGCAUUUUUCUGAUUAAGUUAUAAGCUUCUGCAAGGAGCCCAACUCUACUGAGCAAAUCAACCAAGCAUGCAUAAUGCUCAACUCUUGGGAUCAAGCAAUGUUCUUCCAUAUUUUUAAAAUGAUUCCAGCCUUGAAUCACUAAUCCUCCAUGAGCACAAGCUGAAAGGACACCCACAAAUGUGAUACCAUCAGGCUUAAACCCCUUAUUCUUCAUCUGUUCAAAAAGAGUUAGUGCCUCUUCAGCACGUCCAUGAGAGGCAUAGCCAACAAUUAUUGAAUUCCAUGAAACCAAAUCUUUAGUGGGCAUUUGGUGAAAGAUCUCUGCAGCGGAAUCAAUGCUACCACAUUUUGCGUACAUGUCUACUAAAGCAUUAUCAAUGGUCAAGCUAAAAGAUACAUGAUUCUGCUUAAUGUAAUGAUCAUAUAUGUGUUUUCCUGUAUCCAAACAACUCAAUUGAGAACAAGCAGAAAGCACGCAGACUAAAGUACUCUCCACAGGAACUAAUCCUUCCACUUCCAUGUCCCGGAAAAUCUGUAGUGCCUCAGUAGGCCUAUUGUUUUGUGAAUAACAAGCUAUAAGUGCAGUCCAGGAAAUUACAUUCCUCUGGGGCAUCUCAUCAAAGCAAUUCUUCGCCAACUCUAUCUUUCCACUUUUAGCAUAACCAGUGAUCAUGCUUGUCCAUGAAAAUACAUCCUUGGCAUCCAUUUUACCGAAAAUUUCCUCAGCUUUAGCCAGAUCACCACAUUUCACAUACAUGUCUAACAAAGCAUUCAUGAGAUUUAAACUACAUGUCACACGUUUUCUUAACACAAGCUCAUGAACUGAUCUUGCUAGAGCCAAAUUUGCCUUAAGCGAACAUGCUGAACACAGAGAGAUCAUAGUGACCUCAUUAGGCUCAAUCCCACUUGAACACAUUUCUCCAAACAAAUCCAAAGCCUCAUCAGCCAAAUUUUUCCUCACAAAACCAUCAAUUAAAGAAGUCCAGGAGACGACGUCUUUCACACUACUCUCAAAGAACACGACCUUUGCAUCGUCCAGUUGCCCUUUCUCGCUAUAAAAAUGUACGAGUGCAUUCCUCACAAUCAAGUCAUUCACAAAACCCGCUUUCCGAAUCCUACAAUGCACCGAUGAUCCAAUUUCAAUCCAGCUCAAAAUCCCACAACCUUUCAACGAGAAGACAUAGCUAUUAUGGUCCAUUUCAACGCCUUCCCUAAUCAUUCUCUUGAAAAAGCACAAACCCAUUUCGGGAAAUUGGGAAUUCACACAUCCCCUUAUCAUCGUGUUCCAGAUAUAAACAUUCGGGCAAGAGAUUUGAGAAAACAAAAGGUUUGCGUGAUGAAUGCUUCCAUUAGGAUCUAAGGCACAAAAGGAUACGAGUCUGCUGACAGGAAAGAUAUGGAAUAUGAGGCAAGUCCUUGUCAUAUGUGCUUGGAUUUGCCUGAGCUGAGACAUAGAGUUGCAUGACUCAAUCAGAAGCAAAGUUGGGUGGGUGAUGUUAAGAUUUGAACUUCGAUUUAGGUUCCAUUGUGGUUUUGAAGAGAAGAAAUUGACGGGUUUGAAAAUCAUACGGGAUGAGAAAAUUUGUUUCAACGAGAAGGGAAGCAAUUUCAUGUGGGAAGAAGUCAAUCAGUGGAGAGAACUGCAGAUUAUUCUUUUGAGCUACGACUGUAGACUCCAUGGCAUGAUUUUCUUGCGGGAAAGAAGGAAAAAAUCAAUGUUUUCGACCGUUUGGAAAGAGGAUAAAGAGGAUUGAGUGGGUUCAGGUUUUCCCAAUGAGUUCAAUAGAUAGGAAGGAAACAAAUUUGGUUUGCAACUUCUAAGCGGCAUUUCGUCAAACAAAUGUCAUGCACGUCCGUUUAGAACAAAACUAACAGCAGGGAAGAUGCUUACAACGAGCUUGAGAAAGAACCAAUUUUUCACUAGUCAGUUCAGUGCCAAGUUUGGCUUGAGUAGAGCAAAUUCCAGGGGGAAAAAAACUGACUAAUAUUUUAUGGGUCUGAGAGUAAUGAUCUCUUUAUCCCAUCAUGUAAUGUAAUCAUAUCUCGCUUGAUCAAUAUAUUAGUGUUUGUUAUAAAAAAAAACUUAUUAAAAAAAGAGCCAAACGAGCUAAGAACAACGAUUUAUAUACAUCACAUGUUAAGA
Messenger RNA from Oldenlandia corymbosa var. corymbosa, 4939 nucleotides. Lineage: Eukaryota; Viridiplantae; Streptophyta; Magnoliopsida; Gentianales; Rubiaceae. The record is from the annotation of a GenBank genome assembly.